CAAGUUGACACCUUUCCCAUACACCUUUUUAAAAACCUAUUUUUUUAAAAUUCCCAAAUUAACCCUUUCAAUUUAAUAAACAAACACAUUUACCGUUUCACCCCUGCCAUCCUACAAAAUCCCCAUCCCAAAUAAACGAAAGUGCAUCCCCUCAUAAGCUCUUUCUUUUCUCUCUAUCGGAGACUCGUAAUGGAGAAAGGCGAGGGCUCAGCGGCCGAGAAAGACGCGGAGGAGACAACCCAGCACCACCUCACGAUUCCCGCCGGGUUGACUCAGGAUGAGUUCGAUGACUUGAAGCGGAUCGUGGCCGAGUUCCACAAGUACCCGGUGGGUCCCGGAAAAUGCUCUUCCCUACUCGCGCAGCGCGUGUACGCUCCGCUCGACGCGGUGUGGUCGGUGGUGCGCCGCUUCGACAAGCCCCAGACCUACAAGCACUUCAUCCGGAGCUGUACGGUCAAGGAGGGGUUUAAAAUGACCGCAGGGUGCACGAGGGACGUCAAUGUCAUCUCCGGGCUACCGGCGGCCACCAGCACGGAGCGGCUCGACUUGCUUGACGACGACUGCAAAUACAUCAAUACAAGGAAACACAAAUCUAAUUUGCAAUAUCAGAUGAAUAGGAGCAAAAGAUUUGGGGGAAAAAUAAGGAUAGGAGACAUGAAGCCCCAACAAAGAGGCAUAAAGCCCCAACAAAGAGGCAAGAAGCCCCACCAAAGAGGCAAGAAGCCCCACCAAAGAGGCAAGAAGCCUAGAAGCAUGAAGCCCCAAAAACGAGCAGGAAAGCUCGAGCAUGAACUGCGAAAGAAAAUAAAAAACCAGGGAAGAGAGAUAGGGAGAGGGGUAGAGACCUUCUCCUGA
This is a messenger RNA of Prunus avium (sweet cherry), 855 nucleotides long. The record is from RefSeq and is a predicted model, not a curated record. NCBI's taxonomy places the organism in Eukaryota, Viridiplantae, Streptophyta, Magnoliopsida, Rosales, Rosaceae.